Gopherus flavomarginatus (Mexican gopher tortoise) is the source of this 5590-nucleotide messenger RNA. RefSeq names its product testis-expressed protein 2-like. Gene Ontology annotation, molecular function: lipid binding. Lineage: Eukaryota; Metazoa; Chordata; Testudines; Testudinidae. Bases 130 to 3252 code for a protein of 1040 amino acids. Gene Ontology annotation, cellular component: endoplasmic reticulum. The transcript is spliced from 12 exons. The record is from RefSeq and is a predicted model, not a curated record.
CGGAUCGCCGCUGCGGUGCCAUUCCCGGGCGCUUCUCCAGCUGAAGGAUCCCGGGGGGCCGAACAGCCCCGCCCGCCGCCCCCCUUCCCCGGCUCCCAGGCAGAACCAACACUAGCAGUGAUGUGAACAAUGACUGGUCACGCCAAAGCGUCCCUGGAGCCAGAGGGCUCUUCUCCUGCCUCCUUUUCUCCCGCAGGCUCACCUCAGCGAAGCGACCUGACAGUCAGUUCCCAAGAGAUAACCAGCCAGUUCGCCAGCACCAGGAGCAAAGAGGACUGGGAGAACCUGGAGGGGAGUGAGUUGAUUUUCACCUUGGAUAAGGAUGAUGAGGAAGGAGCUGCCAAUUUGCCUGAGAAUGCUGUUCUGUAUGUGGACACUGGGCAGUGUGAAGGCCAACCUGGAUCUUCAUUCCAUAGGCCAUUCCCUCCGGCUUCUCCUCCAGAGCUGGGCUUCCUGACCGACAUGCCCCUCUAUCACCUGCCUGGCUUCUCUCCACAGAGCUCCAUUGCCCCCCUGAAUCUGCAGGGCUCCCCGGGCCCCAAGCCCCUCAUUAACUUAGUGAAGUCCCUGUCGACCGAGAUACAAGCCAAGGAGAGCUGCCCUCUCAAGCCCCAGCCCUUGCUGAACUUGGUCAAGUCCAUUUCGACAGAGAUCUCCCACCUGGAGCCCGAGGUGACGCAGUCCAAGUCAGACUCGAAGCUCAACGUGCAUCUGUGGAGGCAGAUCACCCAGCCCAAGAGCAGAGAUGGGGACUCCAGGACAGCUCCCUCCUCCCCCAGUAUCUCCCCUUCGGAGAGCAAAGGCAGCUUCUUCAGGUUGCAGGAGGCCAAGUUCGAAGACACAAAGAGGAGGUUCUCCGAGGCCAUGCAGGAACCUCUCAGCAGGCUCAGCAAAAUCAUCGGGGACGAGAACAGCGUCUCGGCCAAGUAUAAACUGCCCCACUCUGGUGCUUACGUCCAUGACUCCCCAUCCAGCCACAGCGGGGACUGCACUAGUGCGGACGCCAAGGCUGCUAGGCCCAGCCCCGGGAAAGCGGAGAGCGACCGGCUGGGAGACCACGCGAGCAAAGCGAUCCGGAAGACCCAGGCAAAACACGGCUUCCCCUUGGAGCACAAGUGGGGGCCCGCCUUGAACUGCAAGUACGAGAUCUGCUCCUGUGGAGACAUAAUCCAGGUGGUGGAAGUGGAGCAGAGCGAGAACAGCCCAGAGGAGGCGCAGCUGCAGCAGCCCCUGGAUGAGCUCCCCACAGCCCAGCCUGCGAGCCCGGUGCCAUGCAAAACCCUCGCCUGCGUCGCCAUCUUGGCUUACAAUUACUUCAUCCUGCCUCUGCCCCCUUAUCUCUCAGGCCUCUGUCUGGGACUGGCCUGCGGGUUCGUGCUGGGCUUCCUGGUCAUCCUGCUGUUCGUGCCAAAGCCUUCCCUGGCUCCCCAGCAGAGACGGUACUCACAGGACAAGCUGCGCUCAGAGCUGCUAACGAGGAAGCCACAGGACCCAGAUGUCCUCAAGAGCUGGAUGAACGAGAUGUAUUUCUACGACCCGGAGACCUACCACCCGUCGCUCACUCACUCGGUCUUUGUGACGCUGGAAGGCUCCGCCAUGAAGCUCUCUUAUCCCAAGAACAACGUCCCACGCAGAGCCACCUUCGAAGAAGAAGCCCUUGACGUGGCCUUUGUCAGCCAUCGGCAUUACAACAUGAGUAACGCCCAGGUCUUUCUCUUCCCACCUGGCCUGGCCCGAAAGAGGAUGUGGAACAAGAAAUAUCCCAUCUGCAUUCUGUUCCCAGACCAAGAGGACCAGAAUUUCAGAAGCUCAAAUGAGCAUGACAUUGAGCUACCAAGAGAUGAAAGCCUGAAAAUGACUCAGAUACCAGGCCAAGACGUCCCCCUGAAGCCUCCAGGGGACCUCCAGGAAAGGACCCUCUACCUCUUUGGAAGAACAGGAAGGGACAAAGAAGAGUGGUUCCAACAUCUCAUAACAGCCUCCCGAGGGGACUGUCACGAGGUCCAGAGUGCCAGCUGGAGAGAAGGCAAAUUUGGUUUCGGUCCGAACCAGCUCUCCAGCCCUUCAGGAAAGGACAUCAACAGCAGUGGCAGCAGCCGAGGAAGCACGGACGACAUCCCUUUGUUGUUCAGACCCAAGGAUCUAGCUGGGACCAUCCAGCAGAAGAUUCUUCUGGAUUACGGCACCUACAUGUCCCGGAUAGUCCAGCCAGAAACAGGCACUAGCCCCCUCCAGAGCCCCUGUCACAGCGCCACGGGCAGCCCAACCCCCCAAAAGUUCCUGAGGGAAACGAAUGGCAGCAGUGAACUGUCCAUGGCUUGGAUGAAUGCACUGGUUGGGCGAAUCUUCUGGGACUUCCUGAGGGAGAAAUAUUGGAUGGACCAAGUGUCAAACAAGAUCCAGAAGAAGUUAAGCAAAAUCAAGCUCCCGUACUUUAUGAACGAACUCACUCUCACCGAGCUGGACAUGGGGACAUCCAUCCCCCUCGUUCUCAGUGCCUCCAAUCCGAUCAUUGAUAACCGAGGGCUUUGGGUGGACCUGGAAGUCAUCUACAACGGCGCCCUACAGAUGACACUGGAGACAAAGAUGAACUUGUGCAAGUUGGGGAAAGAGGCACUGGCAGAGGAGAGUGGGCAGGCAGCUGCUGAUGGGCAAGGGGCAAAGCCUCGGGUGAUCCUGCUGGCAGAUAGCGAUGCAGAAUCCUCCAGCGCUGGCUCCUCCGACGAAGACAUCCUUGCAGCAGAGCCUUCUGGAGCCCUGGGAGAGAGGAUUGUCCCUCCUUCUGCUGAAGGCCACAGUGGCAGCAACAGCACCAGCCGCAAGAUCCUGCGCUUCGUGGAUAAGAUCGCCAAGUCCAAGUACUUCCAGAAGGCCACUGAAAACGAGUUCAUCAAGAAGAAGAUUGAGGAGGUGUCCAACACGCCGCUGCUGCUGACUGUGGAAGUCCAGGAGCUGUCCGGGACCUUGGCUGUGAACAUUCCUCCACCCCCGACAGACCGAAUCUGGUACAGCUUCCGAAUCCCUCCCCAGCUGGAGCUGAAAGUCCACCCGAAGCUGGGUGAGCGGGAAGUCACCUUCAUCCAUGUCACGGAAUGGAUUGAGAGGAAGCUGCAGCAUGAAUUCCAGAAAAUUUUAGUGAUGCCAAACAUGGAUGAUCUCAUCAUUCCCAUCAUGCACUCCGGCUUGGAACCCCAACUCUCCAUGGAGGGGCCCUUCAAGGACCUUCCAGCGGAUAGCGAGAAGUGGCUCUGAAGAGUGACCCACUGGCUGGGUCAAGACACUUGGCAGAACUCUGGAGGAUUUGCGGAGAUGCCCAGCUAACCUGGGCCUGGCCACCGGUUGCCACACAGGAGCCAAGACACUGAUCUGAAGUCUCCAGGUUCAUCUCUCCAUCUCAUCUUCAGCAUCCUCCAGCCCAUCAAAGGAGCCUCUUCUUCAAAUAUGAUGCAGCACAUUAAGGACAGAAACAUACACCCCUGGGGGAGGAGCAAGUUGGAGUCACCCAAGCAUACAAAACUCCAGGUAGUUCAUCCAUCACCACCAGGUUUCUCUGGAUCAAUACAACUCUCUUGUGGACAGGUGGGCAUCUUCUGUGCCAGCUGGAGCAGGAACUUGCUCAGGAUUGUCUAUUUUACAAAGGAGGGUGCAAGAAACCCUGGAGAGGAGGGAAGCCUGAGGUCCAAGGAGUGUUAAUCAGACAUUGUGAUCAGAAAUGACUCAAGCGUAUUGCAUCAGCACUGGACAUCCUUUAAACAGGCAGCCGGGUAUGCCAGGAAAACUGCAGGCAGGAAAUGAACUGAAACACACACACACACAAAACAUAACCCCCAUUACCCCUACAAGUGUUUUAUUGUACUCUGAGUCUCACCACCACCCAGCAGGUUGAAUGGGUGGCUGAGAGAGAGAGAGAGAGAAGAGCGAAGCUGGGUAUCUGUGACAGGCUGCUUUGUAUCUGUGUCUGAACACAAGGUACAGCAGGCAUGCACAGCCCUGCUCCUGGCCGGGCAAUGGCUGUCGCAGGGGGUUAGCUGAAGGGGGAGAUGGGGGAAAGCGGCCAUUUGAUGGUAACCAGGCAGCAGCGGUACGGGGAGGGACUGAAACAGUCACAUGUCAAAAUCCACCGACCAUUCCGUCCGGCGAAGUUGGGGCAGAGGGCAGGGAUGUGGGGGUGAACCCCCAAUACCUAAGGGGCGGGGAACCUGAAGGGGAGCACUCAGUAUGUCAGGGAAGGGAGAGGAGGGGAAGUCCCAUGAGCCUCAGAGAGAGAGAGCGGCUUGUAGACAAAAAGAGAGGCAGCAUUGUCAGCUGCCCAGGUUCAGCCCAACCUGAGCUAACGCCCUCAGCCCAGGCAUGCAUCCUGUGCCUGGGGAAAGCAGGAGGCCUGGGUAUGAGGCACUGUGCAGGUCAAGGCUCCAUGGCAGCACCUCUAAUGGGUCAAAAGCAAGGGAGGAGACAGCAACAACCCUCUUCUCCCAUCCCAGACCCGGAGGAGUGGAGUGAGCCAGCCGGCAGAGGAGGUGGGGAUGAGGAAGCCGGUGGAGCAGAGGUCGGAGGGAGAUCGAGUGGUGUGUGUCAAGCUUUGCAGCCAUGUGAGAGCACUGCCAGGCAUUAAGUGGUUAACUCUUCAGCUGGCACAGCUUCCCUUGGCCUGCCUUUGUCCUCACUGAUGCUCACCAACAUUGCACCCUGAUUCCAUUCUGCCCCAGAGUUAGCCCGAUGGGGCAUUAGCAGGAGGAGCCUGGGUUCCCUUGGUAUUGAAGCCCCACUGCACAAGGCCUGUGCCCCACUGAAGCUGGCCCCCUCUGCCUUCCAGUGAACGAGGCAGAGAGAAGUAGCCUUUGCUCCAUGCUUCCUCGCUGUGAUGUGUUUCAGGAGAGACACAGCUCAGCCGCCAGCAACACCACCAGCAUCUGAAAACACCAAGCGGACCAACCCUGCACCGGGCAGCGAUGGACGGCACCCGUCUGGAUGAUAGCACUAGGCACGAGGUGGGACCAUUUGAUGCUCCACGCAAUAAAAGUAACAGAUUCUGUCAAGUAAUGUCACGGCACUGCGUUAAAACAAAGGGCUUUGCAGACCAGGUGGAUGUGUAAGAGAAGAGCUGAACUGAAGCAAUAAAGUUUGCAUUCAUCCACCAGGGAUUCAGGCUGGGAUGUGUUUGUUAUUUUCCAGUUAUAUUUGUUGUGCUUUGUGUCUAUAUUGCCAUUUCAGUGGGGCUUUUCUUUAUAGCCACUCACUGAAGACCAGGAUGUAGAACUCACUAUUCAAGGUCCAUCUAGCCCAGUAGCUCAUCUUCCAGCAGGGGCCGGUGCCAGAUGCUUCAGAGGGAGUGAACAGAACAGGGCAAUAUAUUGAGUUAUCCAUCCCCUGUUGGCCAGUCCCAGCUUCUGGUAGGUGGAGGUUUAGGGACAUCCAGAGCCUGGGGUUAUGCCCUUACCAUCUUGGUGAAUAGCCAUUGAUGGACCUAUCCUCCAAUAACUUAUUUUUGAACCCAGUUAUACUUUUGAUUUUCACAACAUCCCCAUUGGUAAUAACCAAUGCUCAAACCACUGUGCUAUCCCUCCCCCCUUGUGAAGCAUAGGUUACAUAC